This is a messenger RNA of Neocloeon triangulifer, 1990 nucleotides long. Its product is annotated as dynein regulatory complex subunit 3-like. Bases 134 to 1714 code for a protein of 526 amino acids. The transcript has 10 exons. Lineage: Eukaryota; Metazoa; Arthropoda; Insecta; Ephemeroptera; Baetidae. The record is from RefSeq and is a predicted model, not a curated record. Gene Ontology annotation, molecular function: protein binding.
CGACACGAAAAAGCGCCGGCUGGUUAGCAACCGCAGCGAGGUAUCGAGCAAGUCUCAACCGGGCUGACGUCACGAGACGAGGACCGGCCGGCUGCCGAGAGCCCACACCACGGCCCCCGAGUCCAUCAGGAAAAUGAGCACAGUUCAGAUAAUAAACGAGCAGGUGCCCCGUGUCAUUGACCAACAACUUAUAGAGCGGCAGGCGAACGAGAGCAAUUUGCUGGUGACCAAUUUGCGGUCACUGGACCUUCAUUCAUCGAGAAUUUUCGUGAUUGAAAACUUAUGGCAUCUAGAGAGUUUGACGGUUCUGAAGUUAAAUGACAACUGCAUUGAAAGAAUGGAAAAUUUAGAUGCGCUGACCAACCUGAUCGAGUUGAAUUUGUCCUUUAACAGAAUUAGCAAAAUAGAGAAUUUAAAGCAGCUGGUUAAUCUGGAGCGGCUGCUUCUGCACUCUAACCAAAUUCACCUUGCAGAAAACAUGGACACCUUGCAGAAUCUGCGGCUGCUCACCCUGAGCCAAAAUCAAAUCGACUCUUUUGAUAGUGUAAUUUAUUUGCGGCGGCUGAAGAAUUUGCGCGCCUUGUCGAUGGACAACAACCCAGUGUGCAAGGAGGCGCACUUCCAGGAGUUUGUUCUGGAGUUCCUGCCAGAGCUGCGCUACUACGAGUACAAUCUAAUUUCAAAUGACCAAAGGCCCAAGGAAUCAAAGUUCAAGCAGCUGCUGGCUAAGGUGGAGGAAGAGGAGGCUGAAGCAGAUGUGCGAUUGAGAAUGGAGCAGCAGCAGAAAAGGAGGCGACUUGAACUGGAGAAGGCCUUUGUUGAGACGGUUGAGCCAAGCACCCUCCUGCAACCCCUUGCGAGUGCUUCCUGGAGUCUUGUGGUGCAGAUUGGGGCGCUCGAAGAUUUGCAGGCAGAGCACAAGGUGCAGGUUGCAAAAGUGUGCGAGCAGUUGCAAGAGGCUGCUCUGGCACAAAUGCAGCGUCGCCAGAAUGAGAUUGAUUUGUUUCACUCAGGCAUUCGGCAGGCCAGACUGGAGAAUGGACUUCAGGGGCAGAAAUUAGUGGAAGAUUUCAUGGCGCCGAAGGAGAAAAUCUGCGAGGAUUUGCGGAAACUCUUAGCAGCGGCCGAGAGAAGGAAGCCUGGGCAGGAGGAGUCCCCUGAAAUGGACCAGGUGCGCGAAAUUGCCAAUCAGUUGAUCAACAACAGCGAGAGUCUCAAAGACAACUUGAUGGUACUUGAAAUUGAACUUCAAGAGCAAAUUGAGGAGAAAAUUGAGAUUUUCAGCAGAAGCAUGAGUGAGCUGAUGGCCUCUUUCCAGAAUGUAGCCAAGCUUAAGUUGUUGCGUCUCCGCGAACUAGAAAUGCUCUUCCAUCGAGAUCUGCUGGAUCCAUGUCUCACGAGGGCAUCAAACAUUUAUCUCAAAGGUCAGGGUAAAGGGGCCCAGUUGCUUGAGCUGGCCAAGGAACCAAGUUUGUUGAUGGAACAAUUGAUCGAGAAUCACGAAGAGAGACUCCAUGAAAUUUGGAGGCAGGAGGUCAAGCUGGUCGCUAGUUGUGACGUUUGGCUAGAGAAUCAAAUUGCCCAGUUGAAAGAGAAUGAAUUUAAGAGGGGAAGAGAACAGGUGCUUGAGGUGGCACAUUUUGUGGAUCUGCAACAACAAGAGAUGAUGGACCUCCAGCCAGGCUCUUGUCUGCCAUCGCUUGGGCUCUUGUGAACCAAUCAAAAGCCACAUGUACUAGAAAACGUGGAAACUUCUUUUUUUAAUAUCAUUAACUUUUGGCAACAAAAAUAAUAUGUAAAUAAACAUCAAUAAUUAACAAAAUGUAAAAAAAAUUAUUUUCCUUGCUUGUUCUUGAGCGCCUCCAAGUACUUCUCAAGGCUACUUUGCACAAUUGGCUGGUUGACGAAGCUUAGGAAGAUGUUCAAGUCAAGUUCCCUGUUCUGCUGGAGCCAGUCGAGCGCGUCAUUGCGCAGAUUCAGCUUAGUGAGC